CAAAGUGAAAAUAGGGAGGGGCACGCGAGAAAGUCCUCUGGACCACUCCAGCCGGCUUGCUUCUUGGCUAUGGCGACCAUCCAAAUUGGCCCACAAGCUCGCCUCUCCCGCCCAACGCCCCUCUCGAUGAGGACUCUCUGUUCCGCCUUCCGAUCCAAAGUCCUCUCCGCCGCUCUCAACCACCGGGGUUUCUGCGCCUCUGCCCUCGGUUUCAGCAGUGCUGAGCAGCUGCUUGGCAGCGGGAGAAGGGGGUCCGGCCUCGCUUUGUCCGCUAGGGUUAGGACCAGGGCUUCGGAUGCCUUGCUUAAGGAGGAAUGGCUGGAUUCCCUCUCCUUCCCCUUCUCGGAGAACUUCCGGCAGAUCGUGCCCGUUGCCGACGAGGAGAUUGAGAGCGAUUCGGACGCCGAGUGGGUCGUCGGUAUCGACCCUGAUAUUUCGGGAGCUGUGGCUCUCCUGAAACCCGAUGGUUCUGGUUAUUCUGCUCAGCAGGUAUUUGAUACUCCGAACUUGCAAGUAUUGGUUGGAAAAAAAGUUCGAAAGCGCUUGGAUGCAAGAUCCAUGAUCCGAUUGCUUCAAAGCUUUGGUGCACCACUUGGAACUACAGCAUUUAUUGAGCAGUCUAUUCCUUAUCCACAAGAUGGAAAACAGGGGUGGUGGAGUGGAGGAUUUACAUAUGGAUUGUGGAUUGGGAUUUUAGUGGCAUCAGGAUUUUCAGUUGUGCCAGUGGCAUGUCGUGUUUGGAAGGACCAUUUUAACCUCUAUCGAAGCUCCUCAAACAAGGAAGAUAGCAGGAGAACAGCUUCUGACUUGUUUCCCUCGUUGGAUUCUUCCCUGAAAAGGAAAAAGGAUCAUGGACGAGCUGAGGCUCUUCUGAUUGCUGCCUAUGGCAGGUCUCUCAAACUGCAUUAGAUAUUGCUUGUGUUACGGG
This is a messenger RNA of Musa acuminata subsp. malaccensis (wild Malaysian banana), 928 nucleotides long. Lineage: Eukaryota; Viridiplantae; Streptophyta; Magnoliopsida; Zingiberales; Musaceae. The record is from RefSeq and is a predicted model, not a curated record.